AUGGACUACGAGGAGGAUUCGGGAUCUGACGACGGCGAUGAUUGGUCACCCUACUCGUACGAAACUGCGAGCAUCUUCUCCAACGUUCCAAAUCGGGCAGAAGGGCUCGUUACGCUGCAGGCAGCAAGUGAGAAAAGGAAUUGGCGCAACGGAACAGCGAAGCGCAAGUACCUUCACCAGAUGGCUACUGCCACGCCUCUAUCACUUGAAAGCGUCUCAGAAUUGGAGCCAAAAUCUCCUCAUGGCCGUGAAACAAAGGACCACUAUGGUAAGGGGCACAUCGUGCCGACAAAGUUGCAAGACAUCGUGAAAGAAAUCACAGAGCAAGGGUCCACCAAAAUGUGGCCAAACACUUACUGCACACCUGGCGACGCGAUUAUCGAGGUUUUGGCCCCUGAUAGCCUUCAUGGUGCGUCGCGGUUGACAGACUCAGGGAAAAAGAGGAUGUUAUACAUGUGCUGACUGAUCAUGGAUGAUUCAUCUCACAGCGGACAUUGUCAUGA
Molecule: messenger RNA, 503 nt
Organism: Ceraceosorus bombacis
Lineage: Eukaryota; Fungi; Basidiomycota; Exobasidiomycetes; Ceraceosorales; Ceraceosoraceae
Source: the annotation of a GenBank genome assembly